Messenger RNA from Culex pipiens pallens (northern house mosquito), 754 nucleotides. RefSeq lists its product as uncharacterized. Bases 28 to 516 code for a protein of 162 amino acids. The record is from RefSeq and is a predicted model, not a curated record. Lineage: Eukaryota; Metazoa; Arthropoda; Insecta; Diptera; Culicidae. The transcript has a single exon.
UCAGAAUAAUGCUAGUAAGAACUAACCAUGAGGAUCUGUACAAUGAUAUUGUGUCUUAUGAUCAUGUUAUUCCCAGCUGUCCUGGCUGAUCAAAUUCCCGAGGGUUGUGUAAAGCUUAAAAAUCACCAGAUGGCCUUAUAUCUGGUCAAGUCCGACCUGAAGCACGAUGCCGAUCGACGCCAUGUGACGUCCCGCACAAAAAAUCCGGAACGGUGGACCAUCUACAAGGACGAAAAGUAUCCCAACCAUUACAAACUCAAGCACGAAGAGCUCGGGGAAGAUUUGUUCGAGUCCGUCCAAAGCUACAACGGGAACUACAUCUUCACCUGGAUUCCGAAAAGGUUGAUCAACGACGGUGGUGCUUCGUGGCACAUCUACCAGAGCAGUCCGGGGUACUUUAUGUUGAAGAAUAAAAAGUUCAACCACUGUUUGAAGUGCCUAAAUGUGGAUAAUAUGAUGGCUGCUGAUGCGGGUUGUAAUACCUGGCGGCAUGAGUGGGCGAUUGAAAAGUGCUGAAUUUUGAUUGAAAAUUGUACUAUUUUAUAAAAUUGCGUGAAAUAUUUACAGACGGUCUAUGAGUGCAUACAUUACCAAUAAAUAAAAAUCGGUCAAUCUCAGAUAUUACGCAUCAAAAGUUUCGAGAACAGUGGAAAAUUUCAAAACUUGGAUCCAGCUACAGAGUUAGGUACGCAAAGCUGAACGAAGAGCUGUACGAGUCCGAGCAGAGCUGGAAAGGUAACUACUUGAUCACGUG